GACAGUUUAAACCCCUCCUGUUCUCUUCCUUUGAGACUGCGUGUCUUUCUCCUGUGUUAUACUUUCACAAAGACACUAUGUCCAGGUUCAUAUUUAGUCUACUUUCAUAUCGUUCUACUCCAUAUGCCUAGUUACAACAAGAAAAAUAACAUUGUGACUUUUUUCUUUUCAUUUUAUCAGAUGAUCUCAUUGGUGUUGAUGUCUAUUGGCAUUUACGCGAGGAUGAUGAAACAUGCCGAGGCAGCCAUGGCCUGUCUAGCGGUGGACCCUGCCAUCCUGCUGCUGAUCGUGGGGGUUCUCAUGUUCUUCAUCACCUUCUGUGGCUGUGUGGGCUCCCUCAGAGAGAACAUCUGCCUCCUACAGACAUUCUGCAUCUUCCUGACUAUCAUCUUUCUGCUGCAGCUAGCUGCAGGUAUCCUGGGCUUCGUCUUCUCAGAUAAGGCACGGAAUAAAGUGAGUGAGAUCAUCAACAAUGCCAUCGUUCAUUAUAGGGAUGACAUUGACCUACAGAACCUCAUCGAUUUUGGUCAGAAAGAGUUCAGCUGUUGUGGAGGUGUCACCUACACCGACUGGUCUCAGAACAUGUACUUCAACUGCACCACAGACAACCGCAGCCGAGAGCGCUGCUCUGUUCCCUUCUCCUGCUGCCUGCUGUCUAGAGAUGAGGCGGUCAUUAACACAAUGUGUGGUCAGGGGAUGCAGGAGCUGCCAUUCCUGCAGGCUGGUGCCUUCAUCCACACCAAUGGCUGCAUCGACAAGCUGGUCAACUGGAUCCACAGCAACUUGUUCAUGCUAGGGGGCAUCGCCCUGGGUCUGGCUAUCCCACAGCUGGUGGGGAUCACCUUGUCUCAGAUUCUGAUCAACCAGAUAAAGGACCAGAUUGAGCUUCAGAACUACAACCUGCAGCACCGUACAGACCCUUGGCAGUAACCUGGUCAUGAUUAGGUCCUACCCGAUCAAACUGGACCAGGACUAGAUCAUCAACCCCAGGGUCACCCAGGGGGUGUGGGAGUCUGGAAUUCUACCCCCUUCUGCUGGAUGGGGCUCAAGCUUUCAUGUAGAUGUUGUUCAAUUUCAAGGCUGCUUGAUCAUUUCAAUGGUGCAAGGACUGGCUUUGAGGCCAAAGAUUCUGGUUGGAUGAGCCACCAUUUGACAAGAGUCGAGACGUCGAAGUGGUCUGCUCUCUUUCUGCGUUCUUGAUUCUUAUGCAUGUCUAUUUUUGUUCAGUAUAUAUUCUAACCAACUGAGCUACCAGAACCAAUGGUUUAUUUCCUGAAUGGGUUGAUGUGGCUGAGGGACAAGACCCAUGUGAAAUGGCUGAGAAACCAAGAUUCCGAAAAAGUCCAGAUGCCUGGACAGUGUGUCAAUGUCUGCUUGUUUCGUUUUAGCUCACCCAGUAUUCCGGAUGGUUAGCGUUUUCACUUUAUGACCAAUGGAAUGGUCAGUGUUGAAACUCUGCCCACCCUGUGCCCCAGGGGAGCUAAAAGGAAUGCAUCUAAUCAGGAAGUACUCCAGCCAGACAGCCAAUGGAGAACUCCUCCAUUCACACCUAUUCGUCAUUUGACUCAUCUCAAAUAUGGCACGAUCUGUAAUUUAUUGAAAAGGGAAAAAACCCAGCAACCGGAGUACAAACACUGCUGAAAUAAUGUAGACUCUGUCCAGUUACUUUUUUGUCAAUGCUGUUUACGCCAUUGAUCUGUUAUUUAUAUCCAUCCAGUUAUCCCCUAAUACUCUCAUAGGGUUGAGAACAAGACAAUUCUGUCGGCACUUCUCAAAUAUGGAAGAGCAAAGCCAAGUAAUGUAAUAAAGCUCAUUAGCUAAUGGUGUGUAUGUUAAAUCUCCCAACUGUAGUUUGCCAUGCAUGCUAUAACAAGUUUUAUAAACUGGGUCUUUUGAUCGCUGAUUGGCUGAGAGCUGUGGUAUAUCAGACCAUAAACCACGUGUAUGACAAAGCCUUUCUUUUUACUGUGCCAAUUAUGUUGGUAACCAGUUUGUAAUAGCAAUAAGGUACCUCGAGGGAUUGGGGUAUAUGGCCAAUAUACCACGGCUAAGGGCUGUACCUAGGCACUCAGCGUUGCGUCUUGCGUAAGAACAGCCCUUAGCCGUGGUAUAUUGGCGAUAUACCACACCCCCUCGAGCAUGAUUGCUUAAAUAAAUCAUUGCACAUGCUGCUUACGCCAAAUCCUGACUCGUUGGACCAGACAAUGUUUUUCCACUCAGUUGUCUAGUGUUAGUGAUCGCGUGCCCACUGGGACCGCUUCUUCUUGUUUUUAGCUGAUAGGAGUGGAACCUGGUGUGGUCACCUGCUGCAAUAGCCCAUCCGUGACAAGGACCGACGAGUUGUGCGUUUCGAGAUGCCGCCUGUUAGCUUGCACGAUUUUUGUUUGUCUCACCAUUCUCGGUAAACCCUAGACAAGCCCAGGAGACCGUCCGUUUCUGAGAUCCUGGAACCGGCGCACCUGGCAUCAACGAUCAUACCACGCUCAAAGUCACUUGGGUGACUCGUUUUGCCCAUUCUAACAUUCAAUUGACAACAACUUAAUGCCUCGAUGCCUAUCUGCAUGCUUUAUAUAGCAAGCCAUUGACAAGCGACUCGCUGUCUGUAGGAGCGACCCAUUUUCGCGAACGGGGUGGUUUACCUAAUAAUCUGGCCAGUAAGUGUAUAUUUCAAGCUAAAUUGACUGUAAAUACAUUCCUUUCAAUAAAUCAUAUCGUUUACAUAUGAAGCAUUGUGGGUAUCAAUACAGACCAAUAAUGUAAUUGUAGUUUAUUACUCACUGAGCUACUAGGGGAUUUCCCCAUUUGAAAGCGCCUGUCGAAACGUUGGUAAUUAAAUAUUUUUGCAUCUGAGCUCCUAGAGUGUGCGGCUCUCCUUUAUUUCCCAUUUGAAAGCGCAACAGAAAGGCCUGAUUUUAUAAUAAACAGUCUUAUUUUCCGUAACGCCUUUACACAAGCACUGGUGUUUUGAUUGGCAAGCGCUGCAACACUGGAGUUUACACUAAUGCUGUUACUCUCCAUAACAUAACCAUGUUGGGCCGUCGGCUAGCCCUGUUGGCAUUUCCCCUCACCGGGGUUGUGUUCAUUAGAGCACGCAACGGAAAUUAAAUUGAGCGCUUCCUAUGGGACAAGUCCUGUUUUAGUCCGUUUUGUUCCUAAUGAACACGACCCAGUUAGGUCCACUGGGAAUACCAGUUUUGUUUUCUCAAAAUGUGGGUCAACAUACUGUUACUGGUCAAGGCUACUGGUUAGCACUGUAUUUAAACGGUACAGACGGGUGUGGAAUUCAUUCUAGGAACUGACCCAUGUAAAAUCCUAAGAAUUAACAUUCAAAAAACACAUUUUUACAUGUUAAAAUUAUUUUCCCAAUUCCCCUUAGGUACAGAGAGUAUUUACUUUGAAUGUACGUGGUACAAUGGUAAUUACUCUCUUAUGUAAAGACAAUAGCUUAUGAAUUCUUUAUUUGUUUCUUUGGGAAUCGUCACAACAAGCACUCCAAUCCAUGUAUCAGCUAGUUGGUUACCAAUUGUGUUGAAUUCAUGUAAUUAAGUGCCAGAAACUACCCAAUGACACCAUUUGUAAUUGUCCUAAUAAACAGCAGGUAAAUACCAGUGGAAA
Salvelinus fontinalis (brook trout) is the source of this 3615-nucleotide messenger RNA. RefSeq names its product tetraspanin-33-like. The record is from RefSeq and is a predicted model, not a curated record. Bases 124 to 930 code for a protein of 268 amino acids. The transcript has 7 exons. Gene Ontology annotation, cellular component: membrane. Lineage: Eukaryota; Metazoa; Chordata; Actinopteri; Salmoniformes; Salmonidae.